GUUUCCAGUGAGCAGCGCUACUGUGCGAGAGUGCGCUUUUUGGGGAAAGGGAGUGAGUAUACCAAGAAGAAAACUUGUACCCUUUACUGGUUUCCCCUCUCCCCUUCCGGUUUCCAGUGAGUGAGAAUGGGGCACCACUCCUCAGACAGCGAGGACGACAGCCGCAGCAGCCGGAGGAAGAAGAAACACAGGCGGCGCUCCUCUUCCUCCAGCUCGUCAGGGAGCCGCGUGACCAGCCGCAGCAAGAGGUCCGGCCGCCGGUCGCGCUCAUGGUCCAGAGACAGAGACCGGAGACGCAGACGGCGCUCCAGCAGCAGCUCCUCCUAUGAGUCCUCCCGGAAGAAGAGGAGCAGGAGCCCAGAGCGGGGCAAGUCCCACCGGUCCCGCAGGUCCCGAUCCCGCAGCCGAAACAGGAGGUCUCGUUCCCGCCAUCGGCGCUCACGCAGCCGCAGCAGCGGCAGGUCCAGCCGCAAGCGCAGUCGCAGCCACAGCAAGACGCGGGAGCGCAGCCGACGCAAGGCGAGGGACAAGGACAAGGGCCGGGACAGAGAGCGGGACAAAGACCGGGACAGGGACAAGGACAAGGCCAAGGAGAAGGAGACACGGGCUGACAAACCAGGGGACGGCGGAAACAUCAAAGCAGGAUUAGAACAUCUGACCCCUGCUGAACAAGCCAAGGCCCGACUCCAGAUGGUACUUCAGGCAGCAGCCAAAACAGACGAAGUGCUGAAAGCCAAGGAGAAGAAAGAAGAGGAGGCUCGGAAAAGGAAAGAGGAAGAAGAGGCCUCGCUGGAGGAGCAAGUGCGCAGGAUAAAGGACAUCGAGGCCAUCGAGAGCGAGUCUUUUGUUGCCCAGGCUUUCAAAUCAACCAGAGAUGGCAAAAAGACGUCUGAACCAGCAGAAAUCAAGCAAGACCCGGAUUCAGAGGACCUGCCCCUUGACAAACAAGAAAUCGCCUCUCUUCCAACAGCUAUUCGCUAUCAUGACACUGAUACUCUGGCCCACCCCAGUUUGUUUAUGGACAAGGAAGAGGCCGAGGAGCUCUGGCUGAACAGAUUGAUCUCCCUUCGCCAGGAGAGGCUCAUGGGAAGUCCAGUGCCAUGAUUGACAUAAUAUCCCCGGAGGCCUGACAGAAUGGCUUUUGUAUUGGACAGUAUUACCAUCACAUAAAACAAAAGGAUCGAAUAGGAGUCUCCUGCUGAAGUGUUCGUAUUGAAGG
This is a messenger RNA of Megalops cyprinoides (Indo-Pacific tarpon), 1219 nucleotides long. RefSeq names its product arginine/serine-rich coiled-coil 1 (gene rsrc1). Gene Ontology annotation, biological process: alternative mRNA splicing, via spliceosome. Gene Ontology annotation, cellular component: nucleus; cytoplasm. NCBI's taxonomy places the organism in Eukaryota, Metazoa, Chordata, Actinopteri, Elopiformes, Megalopidae. The transcript has 10 exons. The record is from RefSeq and is a predicted model, not a curated record. The coding region runs from base 127 to 1104 and encodes 325 amino acids.